This is a messenger RNA of Hevea brasiliensis (rubber tree), 3640 nucleotides long. Its product is annotated as snRNA-activating protein complex subunit. The transcript has 13 exons. NCBI's taxonomy places the organism in Eukaryota, Viridiplantae, Streptophyta, Magnoliopsida, Malpighiales, Euphorbiaceae. Gene Ontology annotation, biological process: snRNA transcription by RNA polymerase III; snRNA transcription by RNA polymerase II. Gene Ontology annotation, molecular function: RNA polymerase II cis-regulatory region sequence-specific DNA binding; bent DNA binding; RNA polymerase III type 3 promoter sequence-specific DNA binding. The coding region runs from base 1929 to 3512 and encodes 527 amino acids. The record is from RefSeq and is a predicted model, not a curated record. Gene Ontology annotation, cellular component: snRNA-activating protein complex.
AAAAUCAGAAUCACACUACUAAUACUCAAAAAAUUGGAGCAGCAGAGCCAUGCCUUGUCUUCACUUCCGAUCCCAAACCUCGCCUCCGUUGGACUUCCGAUCUUCACGAACGAUUCGUUGACGCCGUCACUCCGCUUGGUGGUGCCAAUAGUCUGUGCUUCUCUUUCUUCCUUUAACCAUUUCUCUUUUAGCCUUUUCCUUCAUCCCUUCUUAUUAUAAAAAGUUUCUAACUUUAUCGUUUGCUCGGCAUUUUACUUGUUUGUCCUCUGAUUCUCUUCUACUCUGGUGCAUAUAUGUGCCUUGCGUAGUUUCACUACUUUGUCCAAAUAAAUUAAAAUUUCUCUCGACUCUGUCUUCUUGUUGCUUUAAAGUAGUUUAAGCUUAUCAAAGUAGCCAAAUUUUUGCGUCUGGAAGUAAAAUUCAUGUCUUUUAGCUGUGUGAGACCAUGUUAGUUUGGUAUUGAGUAGUUCAAAACUCCGUUUUAUUAAAUCCGUUAUCCUUUUUUUUUCAAACUCUCUAUGUUGUUUUGCUGCCUUGUGGGAACACAAAGUUGGGCCUUUCCUUUUCUUCUUCUCAUGUUUAAUGUGAAUUCUGGCUUUGCUUGUGUGUAUUUGCUAGAGCUUUUAUGUGGUCAACUUGCAAACAAACUUAGCUAAACUUGACUAGCCUGAAAUAGGUAGAUUUUCAAGGUUAACUAACUUAAUAAACAAACAAAUGAUCAAGAUUGAAUUAUACUUGACUUCCAUCCCUGUUUCUUUGCUUGUAAAUUAGAAUUUGUUCUUGUUCACAUGGCAGAUGGAAUAGUUUUGGUGUUUAUACUAGCAAGCCAAAACUGCUCUUAUUUAAUUUGUUUGUUACUAGUUCACCAGAAUUACCUCCAUACCUAGUUUAGCAACUGUUGGGAAUCUGUUAACUGUUUGGAUAAUGAUGCUGCUAGUGUUCGAACUAAGUGAGGACAUGAACAAUAAUUGCAGAAGCUACACCAAAGGCCAUCAUGCGGACAAUGAACGUAAAGGGACUUACACUCUUCCAUUUAAAAAGUCACCUCCAGGUUUUGUUUCAUUUUUCAAUAAUAUUUCUGGCGUAAUGCUACUUAAUUGUUCAAAAUUGUGGUGGAAUGUAUUGAGUAUCAACCCAUAUAUUAAGUGGUAAACUAACUACUAGCACAUAAAGCUGGCUGGCAAUUCGUGUUCACAAAGCAUAAAAAUGUCAUGUCAACAUAUACUUAUAACAUAAAUAUAUCUAUCUCAAACAUGACUCAUUUAAUUAAUUAUAUCAAAAUGCUCAACCCUUAUAUGGAUAUGUUUAUGAUACAGGUUACAAGAUAUGUAAACUUAUUUAAAUAAAUGGAUCAUUAUACAUAUUAUAUGACACGACAUGACACGUUUCACCCUUCAAAUAAAUAAAUGGAUUGUGUAAAUUUGUUUUAAUAAAAUAAUUAAAAAAUUUUUAAUUUUAUAAAGAUAAGGAUGUUUUAAUUAAAAUUUUAAAAUAUGAAGUUUAAAUAAUUAAUUUUAAUAAAUUAUAAGGAGCUGAUAGUAAUUUAUCCGAAUAAAAAUGAGAGAAAUAAAAAAUAAGAAUAGAAGGAACCGAAGUAUCAUCAUGGGGGGCAGGGGGUGCGUGACUUGGUUCUGCUGUUCUUCAUUCUUAAUUUCAUUUGGGUCAAUCUCUCUCUCUCUCUCUCUCUCUCUCUCUCUCUCUCUCUCUCUCUCUGCGUUUUUCUUUGAUACACAAUUUCAGCUCUCUCUCCCUCCAUUCCUUUCCCUUAAUUAUCUAUUCAACACCUGAGAUUAACAGCUCUAUCUCAGAUUGAUAGUUAAUCUGUAUCUUAAGCAAUAGCUAUCAAGAAUGAUACAAGGCCAGCAGCUCCAAAAUCUCCUAUUUCAUGAGAUUAAUCCAAUAUAGAUCUGGGAAGAACAAAGCUAAAGAUGGAGAUGAUAAAUUCAAGAGAUGGAGAUGGGGAUCAAGAGACGAGUGUUUCAAUUGCUCGUGGGGGACCUAUUUACGUUCCCAACUUGGUGGGACCUCUCACCAGGGUUCCUGACUUUGAGUCUGCUCUUUUCUAUGAACUUGAGGAUUUGAAGGAUGAAUUGUGCUUGCAUGCUAUUUCACCAUCCAAUGAUGAUAAUAUUUUGAUUGAUAAGCUUAAAAUUUAUAGCGACGAGGAUUUGGUGGAGAUGGCCUUGAAGGAAACUCUGAAUAAGAAUGAAAGUUCCUUGCGGCCAUCCUCAGAGGGCUUGAUUGCCAGGUUUAUUGUGGUUUAUUCAAGAUCAGAUACCUCUUUUCUUCUCAUGUAUGCAUGCAUGAGAGAAAAUGAUAUUAGGGAUUCAAGCAAUAAUACAGAUUUGGAAAGCUCUGAAUUAGGAGAUCCUUCAGCCACUUUGGAAUCAUUAAAUGGAGAAACUUAUUGCAACGGAACAAUUGCUAACAAGAAGUCAAGGAAGAGACAAAGACUGUUGAAAUCUUCAGAUGGAUCUCGUAGUGGAACCAGCUGUAAUAGAACUAUCAUUAACAACAAUUCAAGGAAGGGAAAAGGAAAGAAGGCAAAUAAAUGUGAUGUUGGCGAGAGUUGCUUUGCGAAGGUGGAUGAAGUAUUGAAAAUCAAACAAAAGCAGGAUCAAGACAAAGCAACUGUCAGACUGCAUUCAUUUAAUUGCAAAGCCAACAAGGGUGCCAUUCCAUCCUCGGAGCCAGAGAGCGGUGAAAGGCUGAAAAUGCUACUAUCUACAAAUUCUGGGAAACAGCAGUUAAAGCCCUCAAAUGUUCAAGAACACAUACCUGUACAUCAUCCAGAGGUUCUUUGCAUUGAGGUUUACCACAACAUACGACACUGGUUAAAGACACAAGAGUUAUUGGUCCUAGGAAGACAAAUGUUAACUGAAAUGAGGGACAGGAUUUAUUGCAUGACAGACCAAGUGAUGCAAAAGGCAGGGCAUUAUGAUCCAUCCGGAUAUUUUCUCAUAGAAGAUGUGUUUUGCAAUGAUACAAGGGAUCCAUCUGCAAUAGAUUAUAGUGAACCUAUUUUUGAUUGGCUUACAAACUCAAAAGAUGAUGCUCUUAGAAAAUGGGAAUGUAUCAUAAGUGGUGAGUUACAACGAAAACAGAAAGCAGUCAUAGGUGAGGUAACAACUUCACAAUUGCCCCAAUUCAGACGUGUUGACAUGCAAAAAACUCGGUUUUGUGACUUGAGAUUUCGUCUUGGUGCUGGAUACCUCUACUGUCAUCAGGGAGACUGCAAGCAUACCAUUGUCAUCAGAGACCUAAGAUUGAUUCAUCCUGAGGAUGUCCAAAACCGGGCAGCUUAUCCAAUAGUAAUUUUCCAACUAAAAUUACGUUUCCAGAAAUGCAAUGUUUGCAACAUUUUCAGGGCUACAAAAGUGACUCUGGAUGACAAAUGGACCCCAGAUAACCCUUGCUAUUUCUGUAAUGACUGCUAUUACCUUCUUCACUACUCUGAGAAUGGAUCUCUACUAUACAGUGAUUUCUCAACUUAUGACUAUCUUCAUGACUAAUUCUUGUAUUUGAUCUUUGUUUUUGAACUUGCAAUUGCUUGAACAAGUACCUUUCUUGGCAACCAUAGUUUUAAUUGUAGCGAUAAAUUCCAUGAGUUUAUAAGUCUAAAGACUACUGAUUAUUAAAA